Molecule: messenger RNA, 2253 nt
Organism: Oryza sativa Japonica Group (Japanese rice)
Lineage: Eukaryota; Viridiplantae; Streptophyta; Magnoliopsida; Poales; Poaceae
Product: putative F-box protein At1g58310
Molecular function (GO): protein binding
Source: RefSeq, a predicted model, not a curated record
AUGGCCAAAGGCACGGCGAGCAGAGACCGCCUAUCCGAGCUCCCCGACGAUCUGCUCAUACGUAUCCUCUCCUUCGCCCCCGUCAAGCAGGCCGCCAGCAGCACACUCCUCUCUCGCCGGUGGCGCCUGCAGCCGCUAUGGCUGGAGACUGGCACCGUCAACAUCGACUUAACUUCCGACGAAUUCCUCGAUAGGACCUUCCACAGGGGGUGGGGCGAGGCCGGCCCCUCGACCUGGGAAGACGAGGGAGACGCCCGGGCAGCGCUCCGCCGCCGCCGCCACGGCCUCAAGAAGCUCACCGUCACGGUGACAGCCGACAGAGACCACGACGACGGCUACGUCUUCGGCUGCGUCCGUCGGGAUUUCUCGCGGUACCUGAACCCGGACCAGUUCAGAGGCACCUGUGUCGGGCUGCUCCGCCACGUGGAGGAGCUCCGCCUCGAGUGCCAGGUCGCCAGCGGAUCGUUGCCGUCGCCGCCACGGUACAAGUACGCCGCCGAUCCCGGCGUCGAGUACGAUCUCUAUCUGGGCAUGCUGCCCUGCGAGGAUUUCCGGGUUCUGGACAUCGCGGGAUGCUGCCUCAAGGUAACGACGACCGAAUGGUUGUGGGACUGGAUUGCCUACCCGUGCCUCACGACGCUGCGGCUGCGGCGCUGCACCGUGCGGCUGUGCGACCUCCAGAAGGUGAUCCUCGCCGCGCCGAGGCUCGCCGAGCUGCGUCUCGAGUCAGUCACCUUCUCCGAUCGACCACCGCUUAGCGGCUUCAUCUUCGACGAACACAUCCAUCUCCACUGCCCGGCGGUCACCUCCUUCACCAUGGUUAACUGCCACAUCGAUGGUCGCACCUUCGAGCUUGACGCGCCGUCGUUGAUCUGCUUCCGCUGCGCGCAGGUCCCAUCUUUAUAUUUUUCCGUAUCGCUGAAAUCAGCUGCGCCGUGCUUGGCACAAGUCGACCUGGGGUCGAUCUCCGGCACGGCGACAUUAGGUCCUCUGCUUACCACCAUGUGCCACAUCAGCAUUUUGAAGCUGACGGUGUACUCAAUUGUUGGAGACAUCAAGUUUGGGUACUUCCCUCUCUUCCCGAACCUCAAGCACCUUGUAAUAGAGGAACUGUGUGGAUUUGCCAUGGACGGCGGCUUGUCGGCGGCGGCAACGGCCGUUGGAGACAUGCUAUGUAGAUGCCCGGAGAUCCGUGAGCUCCGGAUAAGAUUCAGCUGGUUGGAAUAUCUCAAUGAGAGUGCAGAUGAUCAUCUCGGCGCAGACCUGACGGCCUAUCUGAAAUCCUCGGCGUGCGGAUUGCAGGAGUCUGAUUACUGUAAGGUUUCAGAAUCAGAUACGCCUGCGACCGGGAGCACACAAAAUUUCUGCAGUAGCUGGCAGAAUUCUCUAAGAAAAGUAGUCAUCCAAUUUCAGAAGGGCAAGCUCACCUGCUCCCAAGUCCAGCUCGUGAAGUUCUUGGCAGAAAAGGCUGCUGUUCUUGAAGAGUUUGACAUCGAGGGAGGAAACCAGGAUGGCACUGACCACAUCAACAGAAAGAUCGCUACAUGGAGAACUCAUUCUGCAGGUGCUUGUGCAGGAGAGGUCGUGAUCGCCUCUGCUGCCGUGGAGCUUCCACAGUUGAGCCUGUCAGCACUAAUUCGGAUCUCCAUCUUUGACUGGGCGUGCCGGACUUCCGGGUUUGAGCCUAGCGCCGAGCUCUUCAGCGCCAUAUUUUUUGCCACCGUGAACUCGAAGACGGUGAUUACCCUAGCUGGAACAAAGAAGACAGUGUUCGGGAGCGUGAACUUUAACGUUCGCCCCGAGCGGUCCGAUCUCUGGCCGGUGAACGCUGCCAUGUCGAAGUGGGACCGCUAUUGGAUGGCGAGUUGGUUCUAUCACACCAUCCCCUUCGAGGCUGGUUCCGACUUGGCGAAAGCCCUCCGGUGCCGGCGUAGGGCGAUUGCGCCAAACCGGAAACCCAAGAUCGCCGUGGACGGCGCUAUGGAGGCGUGGUUCGUUCUGCUGCGCAAGGCUGAAGCCGAAGCCCGUAGGAUGAUCGGCGACGUGUCGGUUGUCGAGUAUAGCCAGCUGCUGACACGACAAGCGGCUGGGCGGGCGAACCAGCUUGCCCCUAGGAAGCGAAGGGUUCCUGCUUCGUCGGACUCCGACACCGACGACGAGGACGAUGCCAAAGAGCAUGAAGGCGAGGAGGAAGGAGAGGAGGAAGAGGAGGUGGAGGCCGUGGCCGAAAAAGCCACGAACGAGGCGAUCUAA